This is a messenger RNA of Ceratina calcarata, 664 nucleotides long. RefSeq names its product phosphotriesterase-related protein-like. Gene Ontology annotation, biological process: catabolic process. Lineage: Eukaryota; Metazoa; Arthropoda; Insecta; Hymenoptera; Apidae. The transcript has 3 exons. Bases 145 to 558 code for a protein of 137 amino acids. The record is from RefSeq and is a predicted model, not a curated record. Gene Ontology annotation, molecular function: zinc ion binding.
UUUUAAUGUCUUCACAAAUUGUACGAAUUUUUUUAAAUAGCUUUCGAAAGACGGGCUAUAGAAGCAACCGCGGAGGUUCAGGCACAGUUAAACUGUCCCGUAAGUUUUCAUCCCGGGAGAAAUCGUGUCGCACCUUCUGAAAUAAUGAGGAUUUAUCAGGAAGCUGGAGGACAGGCAAGAAAAGCGAUUAUGUCGCACCUUGAUCGAACUUUACUCUCCCUGGAAGAACUUUUAGAGUUCGCCGAUGAUGCGAAGUGCUACUGUCAGUUCGAUUUGUUCGGUAUUGAAUGCUCGUUCUAUCAGUUGAAUCCAUUCGUGGACAUGAUAUCCGAUGCGCAGCGUAUCGAUCGCUUGAAACAUUUUCAAAAUAACCAGAAGUUGGAUCGCGUACUCUUGAGUCACGACAUUCAUACCAAACACAGAUUGAUAAAAUUUGGCGGGCAUGGAUAUUCUCAUAUUUUGAACAAUGUCGUACCGAAAAUGAUGCUGAAAGGCUUCACAUCUGAGGAUAUUGAUACGUUGACUAUUCGCAAUCCAAGGACUUGGUUAACAUCUUAAUCGUCACGUUACGAAGAUACAUGAAAACGGACGUCUAUAAAAUUAAAACGACACAUUUGUACUGAUUGAAAAUAAUUUUUCACAAAAUAAAUUAUCCAUUCUAAAA